CUGUCCUUCGCCGAAGAUUCCUAGCCGACAGGUGAUGCCUUGCCUAGCAAGCGUUCCACGGUUCCCCGAAAGGCCCCCAAAACCACCGGGACCGCCGUCCACUCUCACUCCCGCCGCCGGUUCGUUUGUGCCAUCGAGCGUCGUCCAUUGUCGGAGGCAGGCGCGCAGCGUUACCACGACACAACACCAACACCAAGACGACACGACACGACGACACCAUUUAGUCAGCGUCUUCGCCCUCGAGCCACCGAGCACGCCGCACCCUACCCAGCAGUCGGCUUUGCGUCCUCGAUCGCCGACGGCAGCGGCAGCGGCGCCGCACGUCCCCCCCCGCCGCGGCGACCGGACCGACGCACAUCAGAGGUGCGUGUCGACGACCAACAGACCCGACCAACACGCUCGGCGCCGCCACCCGUCGUCGUCCGAGACGAGCCACCACCGACGGGCAGGGUCGAGAUUCCCUCGAUCUGCAAGGACCACGUACGGCAACUACGUGCAGGCCCGUAUCUGCUACGUGCACGAGCUCAUCGCCAGCACCGCGCUGCCCCAGCAGACAGACCGCCCGCCCUUAACACGCACGCACGCACGCACGCACGCACGCACCACGAGAACCAGCCAAGCCAGCCCGGCAGCACCGCCAAAUGGGCUCCGACAGCCGCCCCGUCUGCCAUCGCUGCGCCCAGAUCAAGCAGGCCUGCGAUGGCAGCUUGCCCUGCGCCCGCUGCGUCCGCCUGAGCCUGCCGUGCCGCCCGCGCAACUCGGUCGGCGCCGGCGGCGACGGCCUCGAGCCGCACGACGCCGACGUGCCCAAGGCGCGCAUCCGCCGCGUCCAGACAGGAUGCCUCAUGUGCAAGCGCCGCAAGAAGAAGUGCGACGAGAUCAAGCCGCGCUGCGGGGACUGCCGUCGCUUAUGCCUGGAUUGCGCGUGGCCGCCCGAGCGGCACAGUAGAAGCAAGGUCGCCGCCGCCGCCGCCGCCGCCGCCGUUGCCGCCCCGUCGAAAUCGACAUCGUCGUCGUCGUCCUCGGCAAGCUCGACGACGGCGGCCGCCGCGUCCCAGCACAACGGCAUCGAUGCGGCGAUCCCGCCCUCUGCGGCCGCCGACGGCCCCUUGAUGGAGAUGCCGAUCCGAAACAGCCCCAGCCCCGUCUCUACGCCUGCGAGCGGGCGGCACGGGAGCUACGACAGCAGCAGUCACGGCAGCAGCCACGGCAGCCACGCGAGCAGCCACGGCAGCAGCCAUCCCAGCCAAGGGAGCUUCAGCCAGCCGGAGCAGACGCCGCCCGGCAUGGCCAUCUCGGCGGCGGCGGCGGCAGCAGCAGCAGCAGCCAUGCCGAUGCCCGUUGCGACGACGGCGGCCGGCAUGAUCAACGGCCUGGCGCUCGACAUGAGCCCCCCCGGCGGCGGCGGCAAGGUCUCGUGGGACGUGGGCAACUCGUCGCCGCACGGCUGGAUCGAGGCCUUUACGCCCGUCAGCAACGGCAGCCCGGCCGAGGAGUCGUUUGACUCGACGCCCAUGUCGUCGCUGUCCGUGUACGUGCCGCAGCUCCUGCCGCAGCUGAGCGCGCCCCAGGACAAGGCCCUGCUCAACCACUACUCGACGAUUGUGUCGUCGAUACUGUCGCGGCGGGCGUCGAGCACCAACCCGUACAACAACUACCUGCUGCCCAUGGCGCAGAGCAACGACCUCGUGCUGCACUGCAUCCUCGCGCUGUCGGCGAACCACUGGCGCAAGCUGCAGCCCGGCAUGGGCGACCGCGGCCUCCUCCACAAGAGCAAGGCCACGCAGGCGCUCGCCCGCCUGCUGCCCGACGUGGACCGCACCAGCGCCGACAUCGCGCUGGUGAGCAGCCUACUGCUGUGCAUGACGGAGCUCUUCGACGGCACCAGCGAGGGCUGGAAGCUGCACCUCAAGGGCGCCAAGCGCCUGCUCAUGACGCUGCGCGAGCAGCAGGGCGACAUGAUGACGGGCCACUACAAGUUCCUGCUGCGGCUGGCCCGCUUCCUCGACUCGGCCGCCACCACGUCCACCUGCCGCCCGCCCCUCAUCGGCGAGGAGGAGGCCGAGGCGGCCGCCCUCGACCGCAUGACGGCCAUGCCCGACGAGGAGGACUCGGCCGUCUACGGCAUCCCCAAGGAGCUGUUCCACCUCGUCGACCGCGUCAACACCCUGGCCGACCUGCGGAGCACGCGCGUCGACCGCGCCUCCGAGGCCGCCUUCCGCGAGCGCGCCAAGGAGAUCGAGGGCCGCAUCAACCACUGGUCCUACGAGUACGGCGGCAUGUCGCGCGCCGUGUGGUCGCUGACGCCCGCCAACGACGACGUCCUCCACGCCACCAUGGCCUUUGAGUACGCCAUCCGCCUGCGCCUGCACCAGAUCGUCGAGGGCUACGACCUCGGCGACCCCAAGGUCGGCCAGUUCGUCGACGGCAUCCUCGAGUGCGUCCAGAAGAUCCGCUACGGCAGCCCGCUCGAGACGUGCCUGCUCUACCCGCUCGUCAUGGCCGGCGGCUCAUGCUGGAAGCUCGAGCACCGCGUCGUCAUCCAGGACCGCCUGCUCGUCAUGGAGCGCACGUGCGGCUUCGGCUACAUCUACAACGCGAGGGACCUGGUCGAGCGCGUCUGGACCAAGCGCGACCAGGUCGAGGGCACGGGCGCCAUUGUCAACUGGGCGCGCAUCCGCUACUAUGAGAUGAACGGCCUCGUGGUAUUCUGAACACGGUGGUACCUGAAGACAAACGUGGUGUGGUAUCUUGCAAUGCUCACUUCGAGCCGCCAACCGUCCGUGCUACCCCUCCAGCUUCCUCGCGAGUUCCGCGACGUGCGCGUGCAUGUCGUAGCCGCACACCUCCUCAAUGGUCAGCUUGCCCGGCCGGUCGUUGGCGCUGCUCCAGCCGAUGCGCUCCGUCAGGUCCGUCCGCGCGCGCCUGCUGCUCUCCUGCAGGCGGGUCGCGCGCGGCUUGCGCUCCUCCUCGUACAGGCGCAGCCUCUGCGCCACCGACAGGGCCGCGUACCGCGGCGAGAAGAGGAUGCCCAGGGCGCCGGCGUCCUCGAUGGCCAUGCACGCGCCCUGGGACUGGUCGGGCAUCAUGGGGUGCGCGGCGUCGCCCAGCAGGCAGCACCGGCCCUUGACCCAGUACGGGUACGGGUCGUGGUUGUACAGCCGCCACAUCUUGAUGUCCUCGGCGUUGCGGAAGAGCGUCUUGAGGCGCUCGUCGAGCCCCGGGAACGUGCUGGCGAGGGUCUCGCCCGUGGUCGAAAUGCUCCACCCGUCCUCGCGGAUGUCGUUUUUGUCCGCCGGGUAGAAGCAGUAGCAGCUGACGACGUCGUGGUCCGAGCAGGCGCUCAUGACGAUCUUGUCGAUGCCGUCGCCGCCCCAAAACUCGAUGGCGCUGCGCUCGCAAAACUCCUGCAGGCCCAGCUCGCGCAGCUUGUCGGCGCUGAUGAUGCACCGGUAGCAGCACGACGUGGAGCGCGAGACGUUGGGCACGACGCCGAGCCGCUCGCGCAUCUGGCUGCGGAUGCCGUCGGCGCAGACGACGACGUCGUGCGUCGCCUCGGCGCCGUUUUCAAACGAGAUGCGGCCCUCGGCGGGGUCCAGGCCGGUGGCCUUGUGCCAGACCUUGAGGGUGGCGGGGACGCCGCCGCCCUCGUCCGACGUGGCGACGCGCUUGAGGUGCUGGUGGAGGUCGAUGCGGUGGAAGUUGUUGUAGUCGGUGCCGAAGCGCUCGCGGUAGUCGCCCAGGGGGUAGACGCCGAAGACGUCGCCGGUGGACCACUCGUGGCGGAUGAGGUCGCGCAGGACGACGGGCCUGGCCUUGGCGACGUCGACGCCCCAUUCCUCGAGGAAGCGGGAGCCGUUGGAGGCGCACGACAGCGAGGCGCCGACCUCGCCGCCAAAGUCGUAGCGCUCGUAGAUGGUGACGCGGUGGCCGGCGCGGCGGAGGGCGAUGGCGGCGGAGAGGCCGCCCAGGCCAGAGCCGACGACGGCCAUGUCCAGGGGGGCCUGGGGGUCGACGAUGCCAGGCAUGGUGCGGUGUGUUGUGGUAUGGGGGUAUAUCUUUGUCUCUGUCUCCUUGUUGCAGCGAUCGAGCGCGGGUUCUCUCUUCUUAUGCGUCUUGGGGGGCAUUGGGCGGAACGGGUCAAAAGAAGAGACUUUUAUUUCAUCUCGACGUCGGAUCGUUUGAUGCCUGCGGUGCUGCGUGCCUGCGUGCCUGGCUGUGAUGCGCUACUCCCGUCUGCUGCGAUGCGAUGCGAUGCGAUGGCUCCGCCGAGAGCGUCGGCGGCGGAUCCCAGGACCAACAGCCGACGCCGUCGACUGACUGUAAGCGGCGGCAGGAAGGGCAGUGGCGGAGGACCAGCCCGCUAACACGGAGGAGGCGUAGGUAUGCGCCCACGGCUCGUUGGGGGGUGAUGCCGUUGGUCCUAUGCCUAUGCCUUGCCUUUUCGCGCGGGGUUGCGAGGCGCCCGGGAUUCUCCAAGUCGAUGGGGG
This is a messenger RNA of Purpureocillium takamizusanense, 4490 nucleotides long. RefSeq lists its product as uncharacterized. Gene Ontology annotation, molecular function: DNA-binding transcription factor activity, RNA polymerase II-specific; transcription cis-regulatory region binding; zinc ion binding. The record is from RefSeq and is a predicted model, not a curated record. Gene Ontology annotation, cellular component: nucleus. Gene Ontology annotation, biological process: positive regulation of transcription by RNA polymerase II. The transcript has a single exon. The coding region runs from base 642 to 2714 and encodes 690 amino acids. NCBI's taxonomy places the organism in Eukaryota, Fungi, Ascomycota, Sordariomycetes, Hypocreales, Ophiocordycipitaceae.